CACGAUACUUAUUUUUUUUUUUUCCCCCUCAGCGGCGCUUUCCCGGUUUACCCCCCACUUAAGAGUGUUCCUGACGGCUCCUUCUCGGGCCCAGGAAUUGCCCAGUGGCUAGAACCACACUCUGUCCAGAACUAUGGAGGUGUCGCUGACACAGUCUUCAAGAACUCAAGGUCUUCUCUACGCCAGGAGGAGGAACUAGGAGAGAACUUCUUGAAACUAGGAGAGGACUUCUUGGAGGUUCACCAUUCUGAUAAGGAAACUGGGAAUAGGGAGAGAAAACCCUAAACCUUUUACUACCUUCCUCUGAUUCCUUUAUGAACACCUUGGCCUUCACCUCCCUUCCAGCCUCCCUGGGCAGAUUGAGCACCGGGCUAUGGGGGCUGUGGAAGAAGCCUGCCUUCUUAUUCCCCAGGACCGGAGCUUCCGGGCCCCAGGUGGCAGGCAAGACAGAAUCCCAUGCCCUCCUUCCUCUGAAUGAAACGGAUCUGGAAGAACAGUUUGUGAAAGGGCACGGUCCUGGUGGCCAGGCAACCAACAAAACGAAUAAUUGUGUGGUGCUGAAGCACAUCCCAACCGGCAUCGUGGUCAAGUGCCAUCAGACAAGAUCGGUUGAUCAAAAUCGAAAACUGGCAAGAGAGAUUCUGCAAGGGAAAGUGGAUCUCUUCUACAGAGGAGAAGACAGUCACAUUUAUAAAGCCAAAAAGGAGGCAGAGAAAAGGAAGAGAGAAAAGAAAAAAAAAGCAAAGGAAACCCUGGAGAAAAAGAGACUGCUAAAGGAGUUGAUGUUAAAGGAAUCGAAGCCCACAACGCCCAUGCUGGAGGAGUGAUGCCCCUGGGGGGAGCAGGGCCAGCUGGGUCACUGGCACAUAGCUUGGCCAGGAGCCCUGAUGGCAGCCACCCCCCCUACAGCACACUUGCAGCAGCAGCAGCAGCUUCAAAGAAGCGUCUGUGGACUGACUCCCAAGCCCCCUGAGCUGGGGGACGGGGCCCCAUGUGGGUGGCAGUUAGGGUGAUCUCAUCAUGUACUGGAAGGUUAUCUCUGGGAUGUAGAGGAGUCACCAGUUACACCAGGUUAAAUAUGGAGAAAAGAUAGGUUUUGAAAGCUAAUGUGUCACUUGCCAGUUUACUUACUCUUAGCUAAUGAAGGAAAGGCAGGAUGGAAAACCUUAACUUGCCAAGUAACUUUUCCGAUUCCCCAAGAUGUGUGGACACAGCUGUGUGUAGCUGCCCACUCCAUCCAUAUCAAUUGGGUUCUCACCCUGUAAGCCCAAAUGCACCCAGUCACAUUUCUCACGGCACUGAGAGAUGUUCACCUUACGUGUUUUAGGCAAGAGUGGUUAACGGCUUGGUUUGUUGUCGCACCCUUGGAAUUAAUGCACAAAGGGCGAGGAAGAGAGAAUGUUUUUGUCCAGAGAAUGACAUGAAUGAGACAACGAUGACACCAGGGCUUGUUUUAAUCUGUUACUUUAACCAGUAGACCAAGCAGUCUCCUCUGCUGAGUUGGAUGCUCCCUUUAGGUCUAUGAUCAAAAUUAAUUCAAUUCAAAAAUAUAUUCGAGUCGGGGUUUCACUGAACAA
Antechinus flavipes (yellow-footed antechinus) is the source of this 1577-nucleotide messenger RNA. RefSeq names its product mitochondrial translation release factor in rescue (gene MTRFR). Lineage: Eukaryota; Metazoa; Chordata; Mammalia; Dasyuromorphia; Dasyuridae. Bases 315 to 827 code for a protein of 170 amino acids. Gene Ontology annotation, molecular function: translation release factor activity. Gene Ontology annotation, biological process: translational termination. Gene Ontology annotation, cellular component: mitochondrion. The transcript is spliced from 4 exons. The record is from RefSeq and is a predicted model, not a curated record.